Molecule: messenger RNA, 661 nt
Organism: Labrus mixtus (cuckoo wrasse)
Lineage: Eukaryota; Metazoa; Chordata; Actinopteri; Labriformes; Labridae
Product: cytochrome c oxidase assembly factor 5
Exons: 3
Coding region: 123-350 (75 amino acids)
Biological process (GO): mitochondrial respiratory chain complex IV assembly
Cellular component (GO): mitochondrion
Source: RefSeq, a predicted model, not a curated record
CAUCAUGCAAUGUGAAACAAAAAUGGCUGAAAGUCUUCAUAAUAGUGCUGUUACCUUGUCGAGUUCAACAGUGAAAAGGUAAGCAUUAAGGGAACACUGGACGUUUCAGAGGAUUUCGCACGAUGCCGAAAUAUUACGAAGACAAAGAGGAAGACAACAGAGCAUGCGCGGGAAUCAGGGAGGACUUCAAGGCCUGUCUCCUUCAGCACGACUGUGUGGUAAAGGAUGGGAAGCUGCCCAGUGAGUGUUUGAAGGAAGGCCAUUGUAAAGCCCUGCAGACAUCCUUCUUUGAGUGUAAGAGGUCAAUGCUGGACACGAGAUCAAGAUUCAGAGGAAAGAAAGGAUACUGAGGAGCUGUCGAAAUUCUGCCACAUGGGUGAAGAAUUACUGGAUCAACAACUACAAACACUGGUGAUAAUGGUGUUUAAAAAAGUGCUGCUCGCAGGUCACAUCACGAGCAGCUUUUACAACCCCGUCUGAAGAACGUCUCAAAUCAGUAGGUAGCAAAAGGACUACCAGCUUUUAAAGAACAAUGAACUCUGACACACAGAAGAAGACGAAAUUCAUCAGCGGGGGGGAAAAAAAAGAAAAGCACGCAUUCACUGUCUGGAGCUUCAUCUGGAUGAAUGAGGAUGUGAUUGUGAUGUCAUGAAACACUUGC